UAAAUUCCUAUAAAAAUGUUCAUCUUCUUUGUGCAGGAGCUGUCUGAGCCAUGCAUAGCUCUUUUUGAAAAAGUGGGUUUCCAAGGAAAAAAAAUAGAAUUCACUACAGAAAUCUUAAAUCUCCGGUUCCUGGGAUAUAAUCCUCGAAUAGCUUCAGUUCAAGUCCUUGGUGGCACAUGGGUAAUUUAUGAGCAUAGUAAUUACAGGGGACGUCAGAUAUUGCUGUCACCAAAUGAAAUUCCAGAUUGGUACAAACUGAGUGGCUGCUGUCAGAUAGGUUCUCUGAGACCUUUACUGCAGAAACGUGUGUACUUCAGGCUUCGGAACAAGGAAACAGGAAAGUUCAUGUCAACUGAUGGAAACUUGGACAAUUUGAAUCUUCUCAGAAUACAGGCUGCAGAAGAUGUAGACUUAGAUGAUCAAAUCUGGGUUUAUCAGGAUGGAUUCAUAAGAUGCCGGAUGGCAGAGGAUUGCUGCUUGACAAUUGUUGGAAAUCUUAUAACUCCUGGCUCUAAACUUGGUCUGUCGUUUGAGCGGAAUGAAGACAAACAGUAUUGGCAUAUUAGUCCCGAUGGCAGGAUUUACAGCAAGAUGAAACCUAAGCUGGUUUUAGAUAUCAAAGGGGGCACACAAUACGAUCGUGAUCAUGUUGUUGUCAACACAGUCAAUGAAGAAAAGUUAUCACAGUGCUGGGAACCACUGGUUGUGUAAUUCUGAAUGAGAAAGGUGAUGUCUGAAUUGGGCACUGUUCUGGACACUAGAAUUGGCACUGCCAGCUUUGAAGGAUGCAUGAUCAAGAGUUCUGUCUUUUCAGCUUUACAAAGAACAAGCAACGGAAUGAUUUCAUAUCUCUCUACCGAACAUAAUUAACCCUAUAAAAGCUUGGGUAUCUCUCAACCUUUUUUUAAAUCAUUGCAACUCUGUGAGAUAGAGAACAGUAGCAUGCUUCAGAGCAGUGGGGAAGAACCAGAGGUGGGAGAGGCCCCAGAGUUACAAUCACAUCAGUGAGUACUUAAUCCAGAACAGUCAAGAAGUGUAAUUUUAAAUUAUUUUUAAAGGUUUUUUUUUUUUAACUAAGGGCUAAAAUAAUUAAAGCUUAUUUUAUAAAGGACAGGAGUGCAAUGUGUAUACGGUAUAGCAGUUUAAGCCUAGUGGCUGAUUAGUAUAGAAGAAUAUUCAUUACUGAAAAUUUAAUAUAUUUGUCUCACUGUAACAAACAUGUUUACUGAAAGCUUAAGACCACUAGCAAACAGCUGAUCCAAAGAAUUUUUAACAAGUGGUUUCAAAUAUAGUUAGUAUGCUAAAGCAGUAAGUCUUAAAUUAAGAAGAUAAAUAAUCUAGAUUAUUUUCUCAUGUAGAAUGAGGAUAUGAAUGAAUAGAUGGUUGUUAGAAAAAGAGAGGGCUGACAAAAGAACUUACCAGAAUGUGAAGAACUUGCCUGCCCACUUCCUAAGCUGCCUUAUUUUUUGUUACAUAUAUUUGACUUCUUUGCCAAGACAUUUUAUCUUUUAAAAUAGCUCCAGUAAGUACUGUCUUCCUGAACUCUAGAAUCAUUUCCUAUAUAGAAAAAAGAAUUCUUAAGGAAACUAUCAAUAACUAUGACUGCAAAAGCACCUAAGCACCAUGGUUACCAGACCUUUUAGCCACCAACUUUUGGCCUAUGCUCUGGCUUGCUGUGUUAGUUUUCCAUAAUAAUAUUGGCAGAAAAGUAAAAUAUGAAAAAACUUUUGUAUUAUGCUGCUGUGUUUUGUUUUGGCUUAGCUCACUGUUAUUACAUGCUGCUCCCAGGAGCACCCAGGCCUUUGUCUUGCACAGUAAGUCUGUUCAAAAGUAACAUUUUCAUUACUAUUGUGUUGUCUCAAAGGACACUGGUGCUUGCAUUGUCACCACCCCAGAGGAAGUGCCUUACUAAUUUUCCUCCUGUACAGAAGUACUGAAGUUUUAUCGCUCUGAAAUGUGCUGCUUUUAGUUCUUCAUAGAAGAUAUGUUGUUAUUGGUUUCAAAUAGUGGUACUUUGUCAUACCAGUGUGCUCUCGCUAUAUGUAAUAUAGCAUUUCACAAAUAAAUUUAAGUUAGAUAACAACUUACUGAAGUUAUUUUUAAGUUAA
Meleagris gallopavo (turkey) is the source of this 2108-nucleotide messenger RNA. The record is from RefSeq and is a predicted model, not a curated record. Lineage: Eukaryota; Metazoa; Chordata; Aves; Galliformes; Phasianidae.